GGCGAAAAGUUGGCAACCAACCAACUUCCUCUACUAUAAGCACACCGACACGACACACAUCCUUGUAGGUGGUUCCAAGACAAUAAAAGAGCCGACGACAUCCUAUAAAGUUUUUGUGCUUCACCGACUCUUGUCGCAUCCGCUUUUGCUCUAUCCUUAAACAUAACUUGCAUUUUAUAUCCCAUGUUAAUAUGCUAUCAACUCUAAUCGUUUACUUUAUUGGCUUUCAGUCUGUUAUCGGGGCUCAGAUUAAUUUUGGUGGCCAACCAUUGUUUAGCGGAGUAACGUUGCUCACCUUCGAAGUUUCCACAUCCUUCAGAUUCCAGCCCACAGUCUGCUUCAUCUCGUCCGGCAAAGUCUCUCAAUGUCGGCGAAAGCGUGGAAUUGAAGAGAAACCACACAUGGUUCAAUUUGGCGACCUAGAUUCAAUUAUUCCAUCUGCGGUUAUCGGGAUUGAAGCUACUCUUGCUCCGAAUGAUUUCAGUUACAAUGGCGAUUCGAUCAUCAGUUCGUUGGACGAUCGAUAUUACGACUUGCAGAACAUUUUUAGACGGUGGGAGGUUAGCGGACGGAGUAAGAGCAUCACAGUCGGCGAUUGCGGGAAAACUACAGUCAACUUUAGCCAGUUCCUCUCUUGUUUGGGGUUUAAUCUUCAGGAAACAACAACCCUUACAGCUACCUUUACGGAAACCACGACCGUGUCCACCGGUUACACCACAAUUGGUGUAGUUUGGGGUUGUACUCCGGCAGGUUUCCCUUACGCUUAUUGUAGCGAAGAUGACCAAGCGGAAUCAUCGACUGAUCUUAAUUAUCUUAACAAUAACGAGGGUUUCACCUUUCCUUUUAUUUCCAUGGGGAUAGAUGGAUUUACAACAAAUGUAAUGAACGUUGAUGGUAGUAUUUCUACCGAAUCUCCUACGAGCCAGUCUUUAACUUAUCCAACAGUCUCUCAAGUGGUCGAUAAUGUGAUCGAUAUGCCCACUACUUCCUCUGCGGACCCUGACAAAGUUCCAACUCCCAUUAGUUCUAUUUCUUCUACAGUUUCCGGCCAGUCGUCAGUUAUAACUUUCCUUCCGGUUCCUGAAACCACUGCAUUCUUUAACUCUACUCUAGAACACAGCACUGAAAAUAGUCCUUCUACUUUUCCUGCUAUUUAUCCUACUCACUUUCAAACGAUUUAUGAUUCAACUACUCAUGUAUCUUCCACUACGGAUUCCGCCGAGAUCCCAAUUCACAUUUUAAUUGAGGUGUCUAACGAGUAUCCACCAACUUACACUCCAGUAGUCCCUGAAACAGUCGAUUACGACAACAUUACUGCCAUUGCAAAUAGUACUGAAAAUAAUUAUUCCACUGAUUCUACCGUGGACACUGCCGAGAUCCCUAUUCAUACUACAAUCUCUGCUAUUACGGUGUUUGAUGGGAUCAUAUUCAAUUUCCCUCCGGUCCCUGUAACGGAAAAUUAUAGCAUUAAUAACUUUAAUGCUUCUACAACUAACGAAUCCCCAAUUUAUCCUUCUACGACGGUCUCUGACGAGAUUCCAAUUUCGUCAACUUACUCGAUGGUCUCAUCUGAAACGAUCGAUUAUGGGACUUUUAUUACCGUUAAUACAGUGUCUGACGUAGCAGCAGCUUCUCCUGUAACCCUUGGCGAUUCCACGAUUUACCUACCAGUGUCUGAAACGGUCGUGAAUAAUGACACGACCGAAGAAGGACUAACCUAACUAUGCCGAGAAUUUUCUCCAGGCUAUAGAACGGGAAAGCUUACUAACAGUAUUCCGGCAAGCGAACGCCCUUUUUUGAUUCACUGUCACUGGAAGAAAUUCAAAUUCAGUCUUUUGCAAAUGCUUAACUAUUUCCUUGAUAUCAAAAUCGACCUUAAGACAAGACUUAAACAA
Messenger RNA from Daphnia pulicaria, 1895 nucleotides. RefSeq names its product mucin-5AC-like. The transcript has 2 exons. The record is from RefSeq and is a predicted model, not a curated record. Bases 192 to 1721 code for a protein of 509 amino acids. Lineage: Eukaryota; Metazoa; Arthropoda; Branchiopoda; Diplostraca; Daphniidae.